AUGGCUAAGAACUACGACCUUGUGUUGUUCGGAGCCAGUGGCUACACAGGACAAUAUGUUUUAGAAGAGUUUGUUCGAUCCUUUUACUAUGGUAAACAUACAUUUGCCAUUGCUGGUCGAAACCGUGCCAAAUUGGAAAAGACACUUCAAACUGUCGGGGACUAUACCGGUAUGUUAUUGUAUACUUUUUCAAACCAUAGUAUAAUAUAUAACAAUAGCUUUGAAAAAAGUGUUUGGUAUUUUUCUUGGCUUUUAAAAUACGUUUUCGUAAGUUUAUUCUUAUUUUCUUUUUGUUUUUUAUUUUCAGGCCAAGAUCUGAAGAUCCCAAUCCUAGUUGCCGAUUCUUCCGACUACGAUGCUCUACUAGAGGUCACAAAGCAAGCUACAGUAGUCAUCUCGGUGGUAGGACCCUUCAGAUUGUACGGUGAACUUCUUGUCAAGGCUUGUGUAGAAGGAAAGGCAUCUUAUGUUGACAUUUCCGGGGAACCUUCUGUAAGUUUUGCAUAAUAUUAUUUUACUUUUAAGUGUUUUUACUUACGAUAGUUUUAAGAGUAAAAAUAUUGUAACCUUGAUUUUAGUUUAUUGAGAAGAUGGACUACACGUACCGUGAACAAGCGGAACAGAACGGUGUUUACAUUAUCAGUGCUUGCGGCUUUGAUAGUAUUCCUUGUGAUUUGGGCGUUCAAUACCUAAAGGACAACUUCCCAGGAACUCUGGCAUACGUGGAGACUGUAGCACAAGGGAGACCAGGUCCCCAGGUAAGGUAUUGUCUAUUAUAUUGCUUUUAAUUUUAUUAAAAUAGUUUUGGUUAUAAAAAAAACAAGGUUUUAUUGGUGCUUAUUGUUUAAAAUACAUUUUUUCAUCUAUCUUGAUGUUUAAGAGUUACAGUACUAAGUUACUAAAUAGUUUUAUAUGAAUGCAGUUUCAUAUUCUAGGGCUACAAAAUUAACGAUGGAACAUACCAAACUAUUAUCCUGUCGAUUGAAAACAUGUCACAGGACAAUAUCAGAGAAAUCAGAAAGCAAUUGAUGCCUGAAAAGCUCGAACGAUUGCCAUUUAAGGCUCCAAAGCGGUAAGAAUUAAAGUUUUUAUUGAGUUUAGUUUAAGGAACACUAUUUUACUUUAUUUGAGUUAAAAGACAAUAUAUAUUUGUACUACUUUUCUUACUAUAUAAUACAUACAUGUUAACUUUAUUUUCUACUAAUGUUCAGACCACUAGUUUGGAAAGACGAAAGAACCGGCCGUUAUGUUCUCCCAUUCUUGGGCUCCGACCGGUCGAUUGUCAUCCGUUCUCAAUACAAUGAUGCCAUAGCCAACAAGAAGUACCCGCCGUAUGUGGAGACUUACUUUGCCGCACCAUCAGCUGUCUGGGCCUACUUGAUAUUGACCUGGAUGGCUUUUGUGAACCUAUUGACCAAGUUUGGACCAACAAGACAAUUCUUGAAAGACUACCCAGAUAUCGCCAGUUUUGGAGCCUUCUCGAAGACUGGAAGCAACAGGGCUCAGGUCAAGUCGGUAAGGGUUUAGUUCGUGUUUUAUGACGUUUUGUUUGGGUGGGGUGAGCAUAUUUUUUAAAAAUAAUUAAUUGUUUCCUUUCAGACAACCUUUACCUACUACAUUCAUGGAACUGGAUGGCCUGAAAGUGAACCUCAAGUUGACAAAAUACCAAAUAGACAACUGACAGUUCGAGUGGACGGACCUGACAUGGGUUACAUUGGUACAGCUGGAUGUGUUUUGUCGGCCGCUCUUACUAUCGUCGAAGACAAAGACAACUUGCCAUCAAAGUAAGUUUAUGUGUAAUAUAAAAGCGAUUUUUUAAAAAUUUAUGAAAUUUUGCAAGACUUUGUGUCAGAAUGGACCGUUUUGUACUUCCCAUAGAACGUACAUUACUUAUAAUUAUGUAAGACACGUUGCAUCUUAAUUUAACUUUGAUUCCAGGGGAGGUGCCUUCACUCCAGCUACCGCUUUUGCCAAAACAAACAUUCACAAACGCCUCGAAAGCUUCAACAUUACCUUUAAGACUGUGUAA
Molecule: messenger RNA, 2029 nt
Organism: Bursaphelenchus okinawaensis
Lineage: Eukaryota; Metazoa; Nematoda; Chromadorea; Rhabditida; Aphelenchoididae
Source: the annotation of a GenBank genome assembly